AUGCUCCGGAGGAGCCACAAGAAAUCGCGGGCUGGAUGCCUCGAAUGCAAGCGUCGCCAUGUCAAGUGUGACGAGCAACGCCCCAAAUGCAUCAUUUGCACACUCUCAGGAAGGGACUGCGGCUAUCCUCCAGCCCAACCUGCCGGCGCCCCUCGCGGCCCCAGUGCUGCGGCAGCUCCCGCCAGCCCUGCCGAGCCCGCGGCAUCCUUUGCAGCCCCCACCGGCACGGGCAACGCGGCUCCUGUAGCCGGUGUUCCCCUUCCAGACAUUGCCCGCCGCGGGCCGCCGUUGCAGCAGGACGCCGACCAGGUCCUUCCCGAGGUCAACCUGGACCACAUGGAGUUACUCAUCAGCUUCAAGUUCGAGGAGCACGCGCCCGAGCUGAACGUCGAGCAGCACGAGUUCUCCUCUGGCCUCCUUUUCAAGUGUGCGCUGGACGCUCCCUAUCUGAUGCACCAGCUCCUCGCCGUCUCUGCCCGGCGCCUGGCCGCGCAAAAGCCUGAGCGAGCCAACCACUUCCUGGAGCUAGCCAUGCGCUUGCAGACCAAAGCCGUCUCUAUCUACAACGAGACAGCCGCCAAGGCCCAGAUCGACCAGACUAACUGCUCGGCCCUCCUCCUCUUCUGCUCCCUGCUGGGCCGACACCUAUUGGCUGAUCUACUAGCGAGGCGAGACGCCGACUUUGGAGACUUCCUCGCCCGCUUCCUCGAGUUUCUCUCCAUCUCCCGCGGCCUGAUGGCCAUGUCAGUCGCCGCUUGGGACCUGUUGCUCCAAUCGGACAUCAGGCACCUCGUCCUCUGGGCGCUCGAGAUCGCGCAGUCGGUUCCUAGAGGUCACCACUGCGACGGACUACGUCGCCUCGUAACAGAGUCGACCGAUCUGGACGAGGAGUCCAAGGAGGCUUGCAUGACGGCCAUCGCCUAUCUCCAAGUUGGCUUCGACAGCCUCCUCGGCGGUGACUCGCGAAAUCAGCGGUACUUGAUGGUCUUUAUGUGGGCUCCAGCGGUACCUCAGAAGUUUGCCGACCUGCUCGCACAGCGGCGACCCGAGGCUGUGGCCAUCAUGGGCUACUGGGCCCUUCUUCUCCAUUACAGCCGCUCUUUAUGGCACGUUGCCGACUCGGGCUCGCAUCUGCUGAACAGCAUCUCCCAGUACCUCGGACCGGACUGGGACAACUGGUUGUCUUUCAACACGAUGUUGCGGCCUUGGAUGAGAGAUGGCUGA
Molecule: messenger RNA, 1224 nt
Organism: Thermothielavioides terrestris NRRL 8126
Lineage: Eukaryota; Fungi; Ascomycota; Sordariomycetes; Sordariales; Chaetomiaceae
Exons: 4
Coding region: 1-1224 (407 amino acids)
Biological process (GO): regulation of transcription by RNA polymerase II
Molecular function (GO): zinc ion binding; DNA-binding transcription activator activity, RNA polymerase II-specific
Source: RefSeq, a predicted model, not a curated record